AUGAGGCAUGAGGUCUUGGAUGUAGGAUGUGGAAUUGGGGGGGGCCUUAAGGGAAAUAGCCAGAUUCAGCUCAACAGAUAUAACUGGACUGAACAACAACGCUUACCAGAUAUCAAGGGGCAAGGUUUGGUUAUUCUGACUUAUUCUUCAAGAAGUACAAUAUUAAACUUGUUAGCAUAUAUACUUUUGCGUCAGAUGCAAUAUAGGCUAUUUGCAUUUCAGGAGCUCAAUUUUUCGGCCGGUUUGAGUGAGCAGUGCAACUUCAUAAAGAUUGUCUUGGCGAGGGAUCUUGCUGAGGACUCUCCAUGCCCAUGGUACUGGGACAUAGAUGCCCACCUUUUCUCAUGGAGCAGCUUCAGUUACUCUGGUGUCACAAAGUUCCUCAUGCGUGCAAUUGCUGGUACACUGGAGUUCCUCCGGAUUGCUCCGAAAGGCAGCAGUAAGCUUGUUAGCAUGCUGCAUACUGCAUCCAAUGAGCUCAUCAUAAGCUGUCGGGAACAGAUCUUUACAGUGACCUUCUUUGUCCUUGGCCGGAAACCUCACAAGGAAAGUGAUGUUUAA
Messenger RNA from Miscanthus lutarioriparius, 561 nucleotides. The record is from the annotation of a GenBank genome assembly. Lineage: Eukaryota; Viridiplantae; Streptophyta; Magnoliopsida; Poales; Poaceae.